Molecule: messenger RNA, 995 nt
Organism: Pelmatolapia mariae (spotted tilapia)
Lineage: Eukaryota; Metazoa; Chordata; Actinopteri; Cichliformes; Cichlidae
Product: C-type lectin domain family 4 member E-like
Exons: 8
Coding region: 27-911 (294 amino acids)
Source: RefSeq, a predicted model, not a curated record
CACAGCAGCCACACACACACAGCAAAAUGCCUGAAGCUGAGGUAGUUUACUCCGAUGUGAAGUUUGCAAGAGGAAAAAAGGGAGCCAAUGAGGCCGUUACCACAUCGACUGACUCGACUUACUCUGAAAUCAAGAUCUCAAAGACUCAGCCAUCCACAGCAGAGCUGUCUGAGGAUCCUCAACAAGCUGUGGUGAGCAAAAGGUCAAAGGUCACCUCAGAGAGAGUGGUCCUGGUGGUUCUCAGUGUUCUCCUGGCAGCUGCUCUCAUUGCUCUGUGUUUUACCACAUUUAAAAUAAUUACAACUAACAAACAGCUUGAAAAUCUGGAACGUCACAAAAAGAAUUGUGAAAGUAAUUUCACAGAGACUCUCUCUAAUAUAAAAUCAUGCAGCACGGUGCAGCCGACCUGUCCAGUACCUAAAGUGAUAAAUGAUCCUUGUUAUAAAUGUGAAGAAGGCUGGGAGCAACAUGGAGGAAAGUGCUAUUACUUCUCCAUCAGUAAUUCAUCCUGGAACAAGAGCAGAGAUGAAUGUAGAGCUAAAGGAGGAGACCUGGUUAAGAUAGACAGCAGAGAGGAGCAGACAUUCUUGCAUAGAAGACUGAGAGAUGUAAUGAAUAAAGAUGAGGACAAGUUCUGGAUCGGACUGACAGACUCAGCAGAAGAGGGCAGAUGGGUGUGGGUGGACGGAUCACCACUGAAUCAAAGUUUGCAGUUUUGGAAUGGCAACGAGCCAGACGAUUGGAAAGGGCACAAUGGUGAACAUCCUGAUGGAGAGGACUGUGCGAGGAUGGGAGAAAAAGGUGGACGUGAUGCUCUGGAGUGGUGGUUUGAUGCAUAUUGCUCAGAUCCUCACAGAAGUAUUUGUGAGAAAUCAGGAGUAAAAGGACAGUUUAAAAAAGUAUGUGUCUGAAAUUCAUAUAUGAAACACCAGAAUGAAGUGAUGUAAUUUUUUACUAAUGAUGUCACAAAAGGAAAAAGGGAACAUAAUGAAAUA